GCCGUUUUUCUUCCUUAGUCACUGUUCCACAUGCUGGAGCCCUGCUGUCCUGGGGAUGGCUGAGCACCUGCCUGACUAUGGGAAGUGGUGACAGUGACUGGCCCCAAAUAUAAGAGUGGCUUUUCUGAAAACAUCCUACCUGACUCAGAAUAAUGGAUAUCAAAGACAGAAGACACCGUUCUCUGACCAGGGGCCGGUGCGGAAAGGAGUGUCGCUAUACAAGUUCUUCACUGGAUAGUGAAGACUGCAGAGUACCAACUCAGAAGUCUUACAGCUCAAGUGAGACACUGAAGGCAUAUGAUCACGACACCAGGAUGCACUAUGGAAAUCGAGUUUCUGACCUUGUUCACAGGGAGUCGGAUGAAUUUCCAAGACAAGGAACAAACUUUACCCUUGCAGAACUAGGAAUCUGUGAACCUUCUCCCCAUCGAAGUGGCUACUGCUCAGACAUAGGAAUUCUCCAUCAAGGCUAUUCCUUGAGCACAGGCUCUGAUGCUGACUCAGACACAGAGGGAGGAAUGUCUCCAGAGCAUGCCAUCAGGCUGUGGGGAAGAGGGAUCAAAUCCAGGCGAAGUUCCGGUCUGUCAAGUCGUGAAAACUCAGCUCUCACACUUACCGACUCUGAUAAUGAAAAUAAGUCAGAUGAGGAGAACGAUUUUCACACACACCUUUCUGAGAAAUUGAAAGACAGACAGACAAGCUGGCAGCAGCUGGCUGAGACAAAGAACUCUCUAAUACGUCGUCCCAUUCCACCUACAUCCUCGUCUAGCCUUCUCCCAUCUGCUCAGCUGCCCAGUUCUCAUAAUCCUCCACCAGUUAGCUGCCAGAUGCCAUUGCUAGACAGCAAUACGUCCCAUCAAAUCAUGGACACCAAUCCUGAUGAGGAGUUCUCUCCUAAUUCAUAUCUACUAAGAGCGUGUUCAGGGCCACAGCAGGCCUCCAGCAGUG
Molecule: messenger RNA, 948 nt
Organism: Neopsephotus bourkii (Bourke's parrot)
Lineage: Eukaryota; Metazoa; Chordata; Aves; Psittaciformes; Psittacidae
Product: teneurin-2-like
Exons: 5
Biological process (GO): signal transduction
Cellular component (GO): membrane
Source: RefSeq, a predicted model, not a curated record